Pocillopora verrucosa is the source of this 3665-nucleotide messenger RNA. Its product is annotated as leucine-rich repeat and calponin homology domain-containing protein 1-like. NCBI's taxonomy places the organism in Eukaryota, Metazoa, Cnidaria, Anthozoa, Scleractinia, Pocilloporidae. Gene Ontology annotation, molecular function: protein binding. The record is from RefSeq and is a predicted model, not a curated record.
UUCCAAGAUGUCGCUGACUCGGUGGAAGAGGUGUCGACUUAAAGUACAAGCAUCUUCCCUUUAACAUGUAAACCCGACCAUGUCGGGAAAUAUACCACUAGAGAGAUGCUUCAAAGAGGCAGAGGAGACGGGAAGGCUCAAUUUGAGCCAGAAAAAUCUUCGCGAUUUCCCAGAUCCGACAGACGAUUGCGAGUUGAUCGAUGUAAUCGAAAUAGACUUGUCAAGAAAUAAACUGUCCGAAUUCCCUGCAGAGCUGUGCGAUUUUCUUAUGAUUGAGAGAGUGGAUUUAUAUCACAAUACGAUACGGGGAGUUCCAGAAUCGCAAAUGAGUGAACUGAAAUUUCUCCGUGUCCUAAACUUGAGACGGAAUCAGAUCACCACUUUCCCCUCAGAGCUCUGCUCCUUGCCUCUGCAAGUCUUGAACUUAAGCAACAACAAGCUUACUUCUUUGCCCGUUGAAAUUGGACACUUAACUUUAUUGCAAGAUUUGGAUUUAAGUUCAAAUGAAUUAGUACACCUGCCAAGUAGUAUGGGAGAGAUGUUAUCUUUAAAGGAUUUAAACAUUCGAAGGAAUCGUUUAGAAGUUUUACCAGAUGAACUUAGUAAAUUAAAAUUGGUUCGAUUAGAUUUUUCUUAUAACAAAGUGUCCGUGAUUCCUCCUGCUUACCGGCUUAUCACCAGUUUAUCAGUGCUGGAACUUGCGCACAAUCCAUUGACUUCUCCCCCUGCUCAGGUCUGCACAAAAGGGAAGUUACAUAUUUUCAAGUACCUCAGCGCAACUGCUCAUGAACAAGAAAAGAGAAGAACAUUUGACAGAGAUGUUGUUAGAAAAUACUCUUUUCCUCGAUCAUCAAGUGAGGAUGCUCCUGAAAACCAUCUAAUGAUUGACAGAGUAAGAAGAACGCAUUCCUUAGAUUUAGCAAGAAAUGCAGCUGCAAGAGAAACUUAUGAGAAAGAGGUUUAUCGACCAAGCUCAUUACGAGAAAGAGAGAGAACAAGGCCCCCAUUGUCUAAUGUGUUUGAAACAGAGGAGAAGAGACGGGAGAUUCAGAAAGAGAUAGAAAGAGCACAACAGCUACUUGCAGAUGCCCACGAAGUGGAAGAUGGUGAAAUGCAGUCAAAACCAGAUGAGGAGUAUAAUGAAGGAGAGGAGCUUCUGAAGGAAUUCUUACAAAUUGAAGCUGAGCAAAGGCGAAAGAAGGAAGAAGAGGAAAGGCAGGUUGAGGAACGAAGAAGUGCUGCAAGGAAGCUGCAGACACAACAUGAAGAAAUACAACAACAACGACAAGCAGAGGUCAGGAGGAAAAUGGAAUCCAAGAAUGCAACUCCAGACCAGAAAAAACUCUCCUCAUCUUCAUUUGGUGGUAGAGAUAGUGCAAAGCCUGCUGUUGCGAAUCAUCCAACUUACAAGGUGUUGAGUCGUUCAGGUUCAGCAAAAGAAGCAAGUACCCCUGCAAUGGAAUCGCCUGAUGUUGCAUGGAACAGACAGGAGGAAGAGCUCCGAGCACGCAAAAGAGAGCAGCUUAUGCAACAGAGCAGAAGAGAGGCUCAACUUUCCAGGUUGAGAUUUGAAGAAGAACGUAUGAAGCGUUCUUCCAACCUUUCAAGAGACGGCUCAAGCAAAUCGAGAUUUAGUGGCAAAAGCAGUGCUGCAACUGUUUCUUUUAACGGUAGUGAAGCACCUUCCCAAAAUGAUGGCGGUGUGCAAGAUAGAGAGGCAUGGGAGGAACUGGUUUAUACAAAUAUUCAUACAAGACAGAAAGCACCUCAGGUCCGAUCGUUACCAGCGACCUUCAGAGACCAAAACAAUCCGAAUUUUACCAUAAAGCGAAUGUACGACAGUGCACGAGAGGAAUUUGAACAACUGGAAAGACUUAGAGAGGGUAUCGAGAGCCGCCUCAAGGUGGCAUUACCAGAUGAUCUGCCUGCAUCAUUGGCCGAUGGAGUUGUUCUGUGCCACCUCAUAAAUCACAUAAGAAAAGGGCUGAUUCCCAGCAUCCAUAUUCCUUCGGCAGGAGUGCCCAAACUUACAAUGCCAAAAUGUCAGAAAAAUGUGGAUUAUUUCCUCGAAGCGUGUAGAAAGCUUGGGGUAGACAAGGAAAAACUAUGUACACCAUCGGAUAUUCUCGAGGAGAAGAGUCCGUUACGUGUUUGCCAGACGGUAGAAUCUCUAUUAGAACACGCUGACGGAGGGGUAUAACAUCACCCAGUGAAACAAGAAUUUUGGUGAUUCAAAAUCUUGAGAAUUGACUUGCAGAGCUGCUCCAGUCGUUUCUUAAUUCAUUUCCCCAAAAAUAUUUAAAGGAAAACCCGUCCAAUUUGUUGCUGUAUUGCAAGCAACGUUGGAAAGACAUUCAUUACUGAUAAUUGUACAGGAAAUUUUCCGAUCGUAUUCGGUAGGCUGUGAACAAAACGAAACGAUCGGAUUGAAUCACCUUUGUACCGUAGAGUUAAUUGAAAAAUGAACCAUAGAGUUCCCAAUCGUUGUUGUAGGUGCCUUUCUAAUAUACUGCUUUGAAUUGCAUUCCUGAUUUGUCUGCAAAACGUCUAACAGUUGUGUUAAGAUUGUUGGAUUAGAGACACAUUUGUCCUUAUUCUCCAAGACUCUUGAGAAGCUAUAAGGAAGCCUUUGUUUAUGAAUAACGCUACACGUGUAUGAAAUUGUGGAAAAGCCAGUUGAUUAUAAUCAAACGCCCUCUCUCUUUCUUGUAAAGGCAUUUUGUGUAUCGCGCAUCCUCUCUGCGUGUAGUUUACCUUUCUCUCUUUUUUUAAGAACUUAUCAGGUGUACUGUUAUGGCUAGUCUUAUAUCGAAUCUAACAAUGGCAUUCCUCUUGUAAAAUAAGUAGAAAUCAAAUCAAAUAAUCAUGGAGACAGAAUCUUGCACUACCUUUGGGAAUGCUUAACUCACCCCACUCCCGUUUAAAAAUUCCCCACCCCCUCCCCCUUUUAUAACUUCCUCUUUUAUAGUACAAAAUAUUGUGAAGAAAAUCACCGUGCAUAUCUUGACAAAGUCUUGCCAUGAUUCUACAUUCAAGAUGACAGCCAAAAAUUAUCCUUUCGUUGUCUUUUUUGUUUUCUAAAAACUCUCUUCGUUAACACUUCCCUUGAAGGCAAUGCGUCAAAAUCGAAGUGGUAAAGAAAGCAAACGGUUAGAUUUUUACAGCGUUUAAAACGCUUUUAACUGGUGGUGUGGCGAUGUUUGGAUGCAAGUUAAAAAAAUAUUUGACCGUUUAUUAAAUUAAUUGUAAAAUAAAUUGAGAAAUAAUUUUGUGGAAAACAGGUAACACAGCACUAAUGUAUUAGAAUAGUUUGAAGUACCAUGUCUUCCUGAAUUCCAAGAGGGUUAUAACACUGUAAGAAUUUUGAGGCCCCAGCUCACAUACUGUACAAUUUGAAGUUAAGGCACUCAGUUCCAAUUUUGUUAUCUCUUUUGCCCAAUCUGCAUUGAGGAAGACGCGGUAAAGGGAUAAGUAAAUAUUGAAGCCAAAUAUUGAUAUACUACUCAAAAUUCAACUACAACAUAGAUCAAAGAAUCAUCACCCAAUAAUUAAAAAUUGUUUUCUUAAAUGUAACCUACCGUAAACUUCUGUAGUCCGGUCAAUAUUUUUUACAAUUUUGGGAAAUAAUUGUUGAUAUUAAAUCCAAGGAAAAAUAAAGUUGUGAU